AUGCCACCCAAAGCCGACUGGGAAAAGUACAAGAAGCCGGACGUCGACGGCAAAGACGAAGAAAAGAUCGUCGCUCUCGACGAAGGCGAUAUUCAGCUCCUCAAAACUUACGGCCAAGGUCCGUACGCCUCUUCACUCAAGAGCAUCGAGAAUGAGAUUAAAGAGCUUCAGAAGCGCGUCAACGAAAAGAUGGGCGUAAAGGAGAGCGACACAGGUCUCGCGCCACCGAAUCUCUGGGAUUUGCCAGCAGACCGACAACGUAUGGGUGAGGAGGAGCCCUUGCAAGUUGCACGAUGCACAAAGAUCAUCCGUGCAGAUGAGGGGAAGAAGGAAGGAGAGUCUUCGGAGGGAGGAGCUGGAGGAUCGGGUGGUGCAGGGGAUAGGUCGGGAGGUCUGGGAGGUCUGGGAGGCUCAUCGCCACCCACAGCUGACGAAGAGGACAAGUACGUGAUCAACGUUAAGCAGAUCGCCAAGUUCGUCGUCUCGCUCGGUGAGCGUGUGGCUCCCACAGAUAUCGAGGAGGGUAUGCGUGUCGGUGUUGACCGCAACAAGUACCAGAUUCAGAUUCCACUACCACCCAAGAUCGACCCAUCUGUCACCAUGAUGCAAGUCGAAGAGAAGCCUGACGUCACCUAUGGCGAUGUCGGUGGAUGCAAGGAGCAGAUUGAAAAGCUUCGAGAAGUCGUCGAGCUCCCUCUGCUCUCACCAGAACGUUUCGUCAACCUCGGCAUCGAUCCACCCAAAGGUGUUCUUCUCUACGGUCCCCCCGGUACGGGUAAGACGCUCUGCGCUCGAGCCGUCGCAAACCGAACAGACGCCACUUUCAUCCGUGUCAUCGGCUCUGAGCUCGUCCAAAAAUACGUCGGUGAAGGAGCCCGUAUGGUUCGAGAGCUUUUCGAGAUGGCAAGAACCAAAAAGGCAUGCAUUAUCUUCUUUGACGAAGUCGACGCCAUCGGUGGUGCCCGAUUCGAUGACGGUGCAGGUGGAGACAACGAAGUUCAACGUACCAUGUUGGAGCUCAUUAACCAGCUUGAUGGUUUCGAUGCUCGAGGUAACAUUAAGGUGUUGAUGGCUACGAACAGACCUGAUACUUUGGAUCCCGCCUUGCUCCGUCCAGGUCGUUUGGACAGGAGAGUCGAGUUCGGUCUGCCGGACAACGAUGGCCGUGCUCAUAUCUUGAGGAUUCACGCAAGAUCGAUGUCUGUAGAUAGAGAUAUUCGAUACCAUCUUAUUGCUAGACUCUGUCCUAAUGCUACAGGUGCAGAGCUGCGUUCGGUGGCGACAGAGGCUGGUAUGUUUGCGAUCAGGGCAAGGAGAAAGAUGGCAACGGAGAGGGACUUCUUGGAUGCUGUGGACAAGGUUAUUCGACAGGGAAGCAAGUUCUCGUCCACUGCUUUGUAUGCGCAGUACAACUAG
Molecule: messenger RNA, 1416 nt
Organism: Ustilago hordei
Lineage: Eukaryota; Fungi; Basidiomycota; Ustilaginomycetes; Ustilaginales; Ustilaginaceae
Product: putative RPT1 - 26S proteasome regulatory subunit
Exons: 1
Coding region: 1-1416 (471 amino acids)
Biological process (GO): proteasome-mediated ubiquitin-dependent protein catabolic process
Cellular component (GO): proteasome regulatory particle, base subcomplex
Molecular function (GO): proteasome-activating activity; ATP hydrolysis activity; ATP binding
Source: RefSeq, a predicted model, not a curated record